Neomonachus schauinslandi (Hawaiian monk seal) is the source of this 1258-nucleotide messenger RNA. It is a transcript of the gene PTMS, whose product is annotated as parathymosin. The transcript has 6 exons. Gene Ontology annotation, cellular component: nucleus. The record is from RefSeq and is a predicted model, not a curated record. Gene Ontology annotation, molecular function: histone binding. NCBI's taxonomy places the organism in Eukaryota, Metazoa, Chordata, Mammalia, Carnivora, Phocidae. Bases 1 to 753 code for a protein of 250 amino acids. Gene Ontology annotation, biological process: negative regulation of apoptotic process; positive regulation of transcription by RNA polymerase II.
AUGAAGAGAAAAAGACCAGGCAAAGACGACCCCACCCCUGGGAAGCCCCUCCCGUCGGGCAGCGCCGCCUUUAUAAGCGGGUUCCCUGCCCGGGGGCGGCAGCGGCUGGUCGGCGGCAGCUCUGCUGGUGCGGGGGCGGCGAGCCGAGGACCGAGCGACCGCGGCCGGAGCGCGCCGGCCACCGCCCGCACCGCCCUUCCGCCCGCCCUCCGGACGGCCGCAGCCCUGCGGGUCUCCGCUCCAGACCCACCCCCGCCCCACCCCGCGCGCCUCUGCCGCCUCUUCCAGAGACCCAGCUUGCUGAGCGGCCGCCGCUGCCGCUGUCGCCGCCGCCGCCGCCACCGCGCCAGGUUCCGGCCGCGGCCACCCUCCGCCGUCCAGGGCCCCUCCGUCCCGGCCCCGGGACCCCGGCUCCCCGCCAGCCCCGGCCCCGGCCCCGGCACCAUGUCGGAGAAGAGCGUGGAGGCAGCGGCCGAGUUGAGCGCCAAGGACCUGAAGGAGAAGAAAGAGAAGGUGGAGGAGAAGGCCAGCCGAAAAGAGCGAAAGAAAGAAGUGGUGGAGGAGGAAGAGAACGGAGCUGAGGAGGAAGAAGAAGAAACUGCUGAGGACGGAGAGGAGGAGGAUGAAGGGGAAGAAGAAGAUGAGGAAGAAGAAGAAGAUGAGGACGAAGGGCCCGCGCUGAAGAGAGCUGCUGAAGAGGAGGAUGAAGCGGAUCCCAAGCGGCAGAAGACAGAAAAUGGGGCAUCGGCAUGAGCCCCCUGCCAAUGGGCUGGGGGUGGGAGGCCCCUCCGGGCCUGGAGGUGGGGGUGAGAACAGACGAGUGCAGCCACUCUUCACCUGGCUCCUGGCUCUGGACCCUGCACCAGAGCUGCCACCCUCUUUGUCCCCAGCCUUUCUCAUGUCCGCCUCUCCAGACACUGCCCCUUCUAUCCUCACUCUGCCAUUGUUCCACCUCUUGACCUGCUCCAUCUGAGCUCCCCAGCUGGUCUCCAAUCGCUCCUCUCCCUGACCCUGCUCUCUCCCUCCCUCCCCGACCCCUCCUCCGGUAGCCUCUCCUUCCUCACCUCUGCAUCCCAGCCUCCUAUCCUGUCCAUCCCUACCCUGCCUGAUCCCUGGGUCUCCCUCAGAUCCCCUUCUCUCAGACAGCGCCAGGCCGGGGUGGGGCCAGGGUUGGGGCCGAGCCCCACAGCUGCCCCCCUCCCCUCUCCUCCCCUUUUUGUAUAAUUUAAUAAAGAAACGGUCGCGCUUCUGUUUUUAA